CCGUGUUAUCCACCCACGGGAAAACUGAUUUUCUUUCUCCCUCUCUUUUUUUAAAUAUACCUCAUCCUCAUUCGGUCAGUCUACUGGUUUCGUAUGGACAGCGGAGAUGUAUUUAAAAUAGCAACUUCUUUUUUAAACCAAUCCGUGCAAAAAUCUUGUCCCCGUGAUUCUUGAAGUUCCGCAGCAGACUUGUCGGCGCGUGGAUUUGACAGUGCACUGUCACAUUUUCUUUGCAAAUGAAUCGCACUCAGUUGUACAGACGAAACCGAAAUUCCAAUCGAUCACUGGCUUAUUUUAUUACUAAAGCCACCCCCACUCAGCUCUAAAGAGAAGACAUUUUUGUGUGCCAAACACUGAACUGGGCAGCACGUGCUAUUCAUAAUACUUUGAAGGCUCUCCCCAUCUUUAUUUUUGUUUUGCGCAACCCUUUUCUUGCAAAUACAUAUUUAUUGAGGCCUCUUCAUUCUACACUUGAAAUCGCCGGUUCUAACUUUAAAGGAACAAGGAACCCCAUUUCGUGUUCCGCACCAGGACGACCGGUGUGCAGGAAUCAGCCGUGUCUGAAAGUAGAAGGUGCAGGAGAUUACAGUUUGGUCCAAGCCACAAUGAGUGCCCGCGGUGAGGAAGCCGGCGAAGCUUCAGGAUCCCAGGAACAGCCCGCACCGGCUGAGCCUCCGAAGAGAGGACCGGGCAGACCGAGGAAGCCGCCUCAAGAGCCCACAGGCGAGCCUGUCCCCAAACGACCGAGGGGGCGCCCUAAAGGCAGCAAGAACAAGGGCCCCUCCAAGGCAGCACAGAAGAAAGCUGAGGCCACAGGUGAAAAGAGACCCAGAGGCCGACCCAGGAAAUGGCCACAGCAAGUGGUCCAGAAAAAGCCUGCUCAGGAACAAGAAGAAGAAGAAGAGGCUGAGGAGUCGGGAGAGGAGGACUAAGAAACCACAGCGUUGAACCUCUACCUCAAUCAACUGUCAGGUCUUUCAAAGGGAAAAGACUGCCUUGACCACUUAUUGUUGACUUUCCACUUUUGUUUUGUUCUCGAGUUUGGUUCCGUAUUUGAAAAAGAAAACAUUGAUUUUUUUUUUGUUUUGUUUUGUUUGUUUGAUUUGGGUUUCUUGAAAAGAACACACACUACACCUCAGCAAAUGAAACGGCAGAGACAUAAUGCAGAUGUCUGGCAGAGCCUCCUCCUCCUCCUCGUUCCACCAUGAGGUCUGAGCUGCUGUAAGCACACAUGCAGGGGUCAGACGCGCAACAUGUGUCUGCUCUGCGCUUGCUCCAGUCUCCCCUCUCCACACACACACACACACACACACAGCCACACACACACACAGCCACACACACACACACACAC
This is a messenger RNA of Alosa sapidissima (American shad), 1351 nucleotides long. It is a transcript of the gene hmga2, whose product is annotated as high mobility group AT-hook 2. Gene Ontology annotation, biological process: regulation of DNA-templated transcription. Lineage: Eukaryota; Metazoa; Chordata; Actinopteri; Clupeiformes; Clupeidae. The transcript has 5 exons. The record is from RefSeq and is a predicted model, not a curated record. Bases 606 to 932 code for a protein of 108 amino acids. Gene Ontology annotation, cellular component: nucleus; chromatin. Gene Ontology annotation, molecular function: transcription coregulator activity; DNA binding.